Messenger RNA from Oryzias melastigma (Indian medaka), 5553 nucleotides. RefSeq names its product argonaute RISC component 1 (gene ago1). Gene Ontology annotation, molecular function: protein binding; RNA binding. The transcript is spliced from 19 exons. NCBI's taxonomy places the organism in Eukaryota, Metazoa, Chordata, Actinopteri, Beloniformes, Adrianichthyidae. The record is from RefSeq and is a predicted model, not a curated record. Bases 450 to 3026 code for a protein of 858 amino acids.
UUGGUGACAAAGAAGAAGUUUAAGAUUUUUGGGGGGGUUGAGGGACUGGCCCUUUUUGUUCCGCUGGAGAAUCCUGCUUGAACAUUGAGCAGGAGAACACACUAAGCAAGAAAUCCCAGCUGCGUGGACCAUCGGUUAAAUCCACCGUCCACGGCGGAGUCACGCCGGAGCAUUAGCGGUCAGAACCGAGACGCUCCAGCGCUGCCAUUAGCAGAUUCAGGGUCAACGGGCAAAGCAGCGACUGCCAGCUACUGCCGUUAGCCUCAACCCCUCUGCGGGUCUGGGGGGUUUGGUUGGGGUAGGGGGCGGGGGUACACCGAGAAGGGGGACGACUCAACACCGACAGGAGGGGGCUGGAAGUCUGAAACACUUCCAGCCUGAAGGGGCCGGCGGUUUGCCCACAGCACCCAGGACCAGCUAGCUUGCACCGUCGCGGCUAAGUGAAUGGGAUGGAGCCGGGACCGUCUGGCGCUGUGCCCUUGGGGGUCUUCCCCCCUCCCCUCCAGCAGGUGUUUCAUGCCCCCCGCCGGCCAGGUAUGGGCACCGUGGGCAAGCCCAUCAAGCUGCUUGCCAACUACUUUGAAGUGGAGAUCCCAAAGAUGGACGUCUAUCACUACGAGGUGGACAUUAAGCCUGACAAGUGCCCACGGCGAGUCAACAGAGAGGUGGUGGAGUACAUGGUGCAACACUUUAAGCCCCAGCUGUUCGGGGACAGAAAACCAGUCUAUGAUGGCAAGAAGAACAUCUACACGGUGCUAGCGCUUCCUAUUGGGAGUGAGAAGGUGGAUUUUGAAGUAACCAUUCCCGGUGAGGGCAAAGAUCGAAUCUUUAAGGUGUCCAUCCGUUGGCUGGCCAAGGUGUCAUGGCGCCUGCUGCAGGAAACUCUCGUCAGCGGGCGGCUGCAGGUUCCCCUCGACUCGGUUCAAGCCUUGGAUGUGGCCAUGCGUCACUUAGCCUCUAUGAGGUACACCCCAGUGGGCCGUUCAUUCUUCUCCCCACCUGAAGGAUACUACCACCCACUCGGCGGGGGAAGGGAAGUCUGGUUUGGCUUCCACCAGUCGGUGCGUCCUGCCAUGUGGAAGAUGAUGCUGAACAUUGAUGUGUCCGCCACGGCCUUCUACAAAGCCCAGCCUGUAAUUGAGUUCAUGUGUGAGGUUUUGGACAUACGCAACAUUGACGAGCAGCCCAAAACGCUCACAGACUCACAGAGGGUUCGCUUCACAAAGGAAAUAAAAGGUUUAAAGGUUGAGGUGACACACUGUGGACAAAUGAAAAGAAAGUAUCGUGUAUGCAAUGUCACAAGGCGUCCUGCCAGCCAUCAAACGUUUCCUCUCCAGCUUGAAAGUGGGCAGACAGUAGAAUGUACAGUGGCCCAGUACUUCAAGCAAAAGUACAACUUGCAGCUUAAAUACCCCCACCUGCCCUGUUUACAGGUUGGCCAGGAGCAAAAGCACACCUACUUGCCACUGGAGGUGUGCAACAUUGUAGCUGGUCAGCGGUGCAUCAAGAAACUGACAGAUAAUCAGACCUCCACGAUGAUUAAAGCCACGGCUCGCUCUGCACCAGACCGGCAGGAGGAGAUCAGCCGGCUGAUGAAGAAUGCAAACUUCAACCUGGACCCGUACAUCCAGGAGUUUGGGAUCAAGGUGAAGGAUGACAUGGCUGAGGUGACGGGGAGAGUGCUGCCAGCACCAAUUCUGCAGUAUGGAGGACGGAACCGUGCCAUAGCGACUCCCAACCAGGGAGUUUGGGACAUGAGGGGGAAACAGUUCUAUAACGGCAUAGAGAUCAAAGUCUGGGCAAUUGCCUGCUUUGCCCCCCAGAAACAGUGCAGGGAAGAAGUGCUAAAGAACUUCACAGACCAGCUGCGUAAAAUCUCCAAGGAUGCUGGAAUGCCAAUUCAGGGCCAACCUUGCUUCUGUAAAUACGCCCAGGGUGCAGACAGCGUGGAACCAAUGUUUAGGCACCUGAAGAACACAUACUCUGGACUUCAGCUCAUCAUCGUCAUUCUGCCAGGAAAAACUCCCGUCUACGCUGAAGUAAAGCGUGUGGGAGACACUCUUCUUGGCAUGGCCACACAGUGCGUUCAGGUGAAGAACGUGGUGAAGACGUCACCUCAGACCCUCUCCAACCUCUGCCUCAAGAUCAACGUGAAGCUGGGAGGCAUAAACAACAUUCUGGUACCUCAUCAACGUUCAGCAGUGUUUCAGCAGCCUGUUAUCUUCCUGGGAGCAGAUGUCACUCACCCCCCAGCUGGAGAUGGCAAGAAGCCCUCAAUUACUGCUGUGGUAGGCAGUAUGGAUGCCCACCCCAGCAGGUACUGUGCCACAGUGCGCGUCCAGAGACCCAGGCAAGAAAUCAUCGAAGAUUUAUCCUACAUGGUGCGCGAACUGUUGAUUCAGUUCUACAAGUCGACCCGAUUCAAGCCCACCAGGAUCAUUUUCUACAGGGACGGUGUUCCUGAGGGUCAACUGCCACAAAUUCUCCACUAUGAGCUUCUGGCCAUCAGAGAUGCAUGCAUAAAGCUGGAGAAAGACUACCAGCCUGGUAUCACGUACAUCGUGGUACAAAAACGCCACCACACACGCCUCUUCUGUGCCGACAAAUCAGAGAGGAUUGGUAAGAGUGGCAAUAUUCCUGCAGGGACUACAGUGGACACCAGCAUCACUCACCCCUUUGAGUUUGACUUCUAUCUGUGUAGCCAUGCAGGCAUCCAGGGCACCAGCCGGCCGUCUCAUUAUUAUGUCUUGUGGGACGACAAUCGUUUCACCGCUGAUGAGCUGCAGAUUCUAACCUACCAGUUGUGCCACACCUAUGUGCGCUGUACUCGCUCGGUCUCCAUCCCGGCACCAGCCUACUAUGCUCGACUUGUGGCCUUCCGUGCCCGCUACCACCUGGUAGACAAAGAACAUGACAGCGGGGAGGGCAGCCACGUGUCUGGUCAGAGUAACGGCCGGGACCCCCAGGCACUGGCUAAAGCUGUUCAAAUUCACCACGACACUCUGAGGACCAUGUACUUCGCCUGACCUCUACCAGCCAUUGAUCUCUCCCACCUCAUUUCUACCUGAGUAGGCCGACAGCCCACUCUCACCUCAUCCCCAUCCCUUACUCCCAACAACUUCCCACUACACACACUCCACAGACCUGUCAACCAGUCGUUCAUUUCAAGAAGUUCUUUUCUGUGAACAGAAGCAGACUCUGAAGCCUCAUGCACUCAACCAUGUUGAAUUUUUUUAAGUUUUGUUUUUUUUUACUUUACCAGCACAAUUGGUCUUUUUUUAUGUUGAAUUUUUUUUUAAACCGUUGGGUAUUGUUAUGUAAUUGUACAGUAUGCUACCUUCACUCUCCGAUGUAUGUGAGUAUGCAAUACAAAUGGGAGGAAACAGAAAGGAGAAAAGUCCAAAAACAUUUUAACUGCCACCACUAUGCUGCCUCUUUACCCAUCCAGAAGCCGGAUGCCAGUGUUCUAGAUCCUUUGGUAUGGGGAUCUUCAAGAGGGAUGCUAAUGGGCACGCACACUUACAUGUAUCAUUUUAGCAUCUUCAUGAACUACAUUCUUGUUUUAUUCUUUUUUUUUUAUAAUGUUUUGUUUUUUAAAACAGCCUUGAUGCGUUGAGGUACAUUAGCACUUAGUGUUAGCAUGUAGGUGCCAGGAGUCCUGCAUAUAACGAUUUUGUUAGUACAUGUGAGGCUAGCCCUCUAGUCUUUAUUUUAGAAAGGCGGGUGUAGCAAAUCGUAGUUAAAAGGAGACGGUGCUUUUGCACUCUCUGUCCUGAUUGGCCAGUCAGUCCCUAGAGAUUUUGCUUAUAGAGGCAACCUUAGCGUAACAGUAGAGAGGGACCAUUUGCAUAGAGUGUAUCAAAUAUACUUGCACCCCAUGCACCUAAACCAGCAUUUUUAACCAGCCAAAAGUGAUGCCAACCAAUGGAAAAAAGGGGCACUUAAACAGGAAGAUAAUCUUACUUCUGUAGACAUUGCUCUUUUUAAAAAUUUAUGAGGCACUUUUAUUUUAAAUUUACUUUUAUGGGUUUAUUUUACUUUGAAAUAAUGAACCUCUUCCACAAGACUUUACUGCUUUGUAGUUUAGAUUUUCAUUGCUUUCAGAACAAAGGUAAUAAGCGAGGUUUUACUUUUUAAUUUAAAAACAAGGGGAGAAAUGGUUAUUCAGUGUUGAAAAGUUUAACUUUGAUUCAGACACUGACCUUGCUCAAGUCAUUCUGCACUUUUUCCUCAGUGAAGAUGACGUCAGGGCAUAGUUUCUUCACAAAAGUCUUUGUGUAUCUACACACCAAUCUUCCACCUGCUCUGUUUCUACACAACGCUCUGUCCUCUGCAGGCUUUUACAAUUUAGCCUGAACAAAAACAAGCACACACUCAAAAAUCCCAUAUUUAAAGACCCAUGUGGUCAAACGCACUUCCUGUUUGUUGUUUUAUUUUUCUCCAUCCAAGACAAAAUAUUGUUCAUCAGCCUUUAUAUCAUCAAUAUAUGUAGCCUUGCUGACAGUUUUCACUUUUGGCACUUCACACCUGCAGCAUCCCCCUGUCCCAAUCCCCUCGCCUGUUGGCCAAUCCCUAUUGGUGCUCUGUGUGCAUGGGCUGUACAGACGGGGGAUUGUUAUGAUGGACAGAGUGGGCCUUCAUUUACAGCUACUUAAUAUACUCUGCCUUUACACCACAUCACUCUCUGGAUUUAUGACUUUAAAAAAAUGCAUGGAAUUAUUGUUUUUUAUUUUUAUUUUUGAUGACUGAAUAUUCUGAGCCACCUUAUUUUGGUUUUCUUAGAGGUAGUUUUGUGCUCAAUUGUUUUUUUUGCCUCGGUUGUUUUUGCCUCAACUGUGUAAUGGUUAUAAAGACUGCUAUUUCUUUUGUCAUGAUUAUGAAUAUUGUAACUAUUGUCGGAGUGUAUCCUUAGGGGGGCGCUGUUGAGACUGUCUCAAAAUUCCACCUCAGUUGCCCUUUAAACGCCUCAAAUCUUGUCUGAUCUGAGCCCUUAAAUAAGAUGAGAUAUCAGAGGAGUUUGAUUUUUAAAUCAUGUUUAUGAACUUGCAUAAUCAGAAUGCCUUUGUACACGGUUUUACUGAUCCUUCAUUGUGUCCAAGGUGAUUUGUAUAUAUAAAUAUAUGAUAUUUACCUGUUAUGUAUUUUGGCCCAACAAAUGCUGGGCCUUUCACAGCUGGGGCCAGUGUUUUACUUCUGUGCUAAACAAACAAACAAAAAAAAAAUAACGUCUGGGAGGGCAAUUUCCCGGCACCAUGGAAACCAGAUGCAGUUCUUCACUCACUGAAGCCACAAAAGCACCUUGCAAAGGGGGACACAAAAUGGUGGUCACCCUGGAAAUGUAUUGUGGACACAGAGAGCCCGCUCUUCUCCACGCAGCCUCACGGUCUGACAAAGCAAUAUUUAAACCACUGACCAAGAACAGUCCUUGUCAUAGCACUUCCCAAUAGAUUUGAAUGAAAUGGAAACGUUUUAUUUUGGCUCUGUGUGUGAUGGUAUGAGAACUGUUGGGUAGGGUUAUUUUUUAAGAAAAUAAAAUUGUUUUUUUAAAUACUG